Molecule: messenger RNA, 5895 nt
Organism: Choloepus didactylus (southern two-toed sloth)
Lineage: Eukaryota; Metazoa; Chordata; Mammalia; Pilosa; Megalonychidae
Product: EF-hand calcium-binding domain-containing protein 1-like
Exons: 6
Coding region: 1878-2510 (210 amino acids)
Molecular function (GO): calcium ion binding
Source: RefSeq, a predicted model, not a curated record
UUGAUGUACAACUGUGCCUGUUCUAGAGGGUGUGCUAAUUAUAAUGCUAUAUGCCCAAAACAUUUUGACAGGACAAGACACUGAGUAAAUAGAUAUUUUUCUUAAAAAAUAACUGUGUUCUUACCAGCUUCCUUUGGGUCACAAGCAUAGUUACAAGGAUAAGAAAUACUACUAGAUGUCAAAUAAUAGAUAAGUUUUAUCCCCAAGUGUUUAGCUGUAAAAGUAGCACAUUCCUUUUAUAUUUUUAAAUUUAUGUUUCUUUAAAUUUUACACUUAAGAGUUCAUACUUUUCUGUAUGCUCAUAGCAAAUUUGAUGGACAUUUUGUAUCCAAAAGAAAAUUUCUAAGAAUUGUUCAUGAAAAUGCUAAAAGAUAAGUUUAUCAGGGUAUUUGUAGAUUAGUUUUGCUAUGAACAUGAAAGUGAGGCUUGCAGACUGGUCCAGUAUAUAUUGCAAGUUAGACUGGGGAAGAAGGUGAUCUAGCCAAAAAAAAUUCUUUCAAGUGUUGACUGGGAAACAUCUUUUUCAUUAUUCUUCUGAUUAUAACCAUAACAUCUUCCAAUAGGUUAUAGAAAGAAAUGAUAGGGUUAUAUGUUACCAGUUUUUAGUUAAUCCCAAACUUACUACAAGCAAGUUAAUAACAUCUCUUACUUUGUCCCCCCAAUAAUCCAAAUCCACCCUUUUUCUUGAAUAACCUUGCCACCAAUUUUAUAACACAAGUGUGUUAUUUGGAUAUUGAUGCCAUGGUAACUGAAAGAAAACUGUUUUGUGUCUGGAUAGAAAAAUUGGCUUUAUACCAGUGCUACUUCUUUCUGAUUGUCUUGGAUUCUUUCAGUUACCCUUAGUAUAUUUAGGUGUUUUAACUACCAUAAGAGUGUCCUGAAAUUAUUUUUUCCAGGGUACAGGCUCAUAUUCCUUCAGUCAAGAUGUCCUAAAAACCUGUCACCUUAUUUUCUUUUCAUUAUAUGGAGAACAAUAGACUUGCCUCAGAAAAACUGACAAUAGCUAUUCAGACUUUAGUAAUAGGUUUCACACUUUAAAAAUUUCCAGUUUUCAAUUGAAAAUUUAUAAACACUCAUCUAGCAUUUCUUUAAGAAAAAGUGGGAAACCUUUUUUAUCAAUUGUAUUUGUCUUAUAUUAAAGCACAUUUAUAUAAUUUAGAAAACGUUUAGCAAGAAUAUAGUGUCCUAAAUUCUGAAUAUCAUUUUAGUACAGGUUUCCUUCCUUAGCACAGGGAAGGUCAGCAGAUGGACUGGAAGAUGUUUGUUCUUUCUACUAGGAUUUUACAAUAGUUGGCAUUUUGGCCAGCUUUGUUAUAAUCACACUGUAUUUUCUACCAGUCAAACCCAAGUUGGAGAGGUAAAAGUGGGGUUUUGUGUCUCUUCCUAGCAGCUUCCAGAUUGAGACCUUUGUUUAGAUAUCAGGAGGUGCUUGGUUAAGAGUUUAAAGGAGGUUAUAACCUUUGAAGUCGUUGUUUAUAGGCUGGAAAAUUAUUUAAACUUGAAGAAGGUUUCUGGUUUUAUUUAGUUAUUAAUGGUGUGUUUAAGUUGGAGGAAAAUCAACUUCAACGUAGAAUUUGUGUUGAGGAAAUGUAUGUGGCAACUGGUGCUUAUACCCCCCCACCAAAUGUAGGAAUUGGUAUAUUUCAGAUCACAAUAACCUUAAUGAAUUUACUUAAUUUGUUCUGGAUGGUAGGAACCAUCUUUGCAUAUUUUUCCAAUUACUUGAGAACCUUCUAUGUUUGGUUGCUGGGAUAUUGCCAUGGUCACAUUCUGUGUUGGGUCUAGAGCAGUGACUGUGGAAUUGGUGGCAACCAAGACGCAAGGCUUGGAGCUAGGCUGGCUGUGAAGUCUGCUGUGUGGUGAAGCCACUCAUUGACAUGGACCAGAAGACUCUCAAGAAACUGGUGGAAUCUGUAACUAAAACUGUGAAGAGCUUCAAAAAAAGUGAAGUAGAGUGUCUCAUAAAGCUUUUUAACAGCUUGGUAGGAAAAACUCAUGAAAGACUUGAUAAGAUUGGGCUAGAUCGUAAUGCAUUUCGAGGGAUCCUGUACAGUGUUUUUGGAAUGACUGAUGAUAUGCUGAUGAAUAGAGUGUUUUUUGCAUUUGAUAAAGACAAAGAUAAUCGCAUAAAUGUAAAAGAGUGGGUUAAAGGAUUAUCAGUGUUUCUUCGAGGGACUUUUGAAGAAAAGCUGAAGUUCUGUUUUGAAGUUUAUUAUUGGAAUGGUGACGGUUAUAUUUCUCAAGAAGAAAUAUUUGACAUGUUGAAGAACAGUCUACAUCAGCAGUCAUCUGAAGAAGAGACUGAAGAAGGAAUAAAAGAGUUGGUAGAUAUAAUACUGAAGAAAAUGGAUUAUGACAACGAUGGCAAGAUAUCUUUUGCAGACUUUGAAAAAGCAGUAAGAGAAGACAGACUUUUGUUGGAGGUGUUUGGACCAUGUUUACCAGAAGAAAAGAAUUGUCUUGAUUUUGAAGUUCUGGCAUUCAAAAACGUCCUGACUUCUAAUUUUUGAAUGUGAAUCACAGAAUUCUUGUAUUAAGAAAAUCAGAAACAGAGCCUGGUUGUCUAACUUAUUUGUAUUGUAAAGUUUUUAUAUUUGAUUCAAUUAGUUUACAUAUAGUUACUGUAAUAAGAGCAGUAAUGAAAAAAUAUGAGAGGUAAUGUUAUAUGACAAGACAGUUUCUGUAAUUUUAAGAUAUGGAUCAAAAUAAUAUCUAUAAUAAAGAAUAAACUAUAAUUUUUAAAAAAUAAUAUUAGACAAAUAGCAUGAAUGAAAUUACAAAGAGGCGUGCAUAAAUAACAGCAGUAAAAUUUCAAGAAUUAAAACAACAGACUAAAAAUAAAAAAUAGUUUACUGCUGGCGAUCUAUAUUCUUCUUCUUUGUUUUAAUGGAUGACUUGUAUGCACAUCUUCUAGGUUGUCCUUUGAAGGCUCUGGCACAGAAGAAAUUACCUAGUUUAAAAAAAGAUAACCACCAAAAUUUAGUUUUUGUAGUAAAGGGUAAAUAAGCUGUUAGAAGAGGCAGGAGAUACAUCCACUAGUUCAACCCUUAUUGUUACAUUUGAACCAGAGUUGGCCCAAGAGUAUAAUCUAGGUGUAAAGCAAAGUUUUCUGCCCAAACAUUAAUGGGAAUAAAAUUUCUAAAGCCAUUUAACAAGAAAAAAAAUUGGGGGGUGAUCGGGGUGGUGGAAGUGAACAUAUCCUCUAUUUUUAUAGAUCUAAAGAUAAUUUUAUUUUAUGGAUACAGAUUUCUUGGUUAUGUAUAGCCUGAAUGUUAUAUCAACAUAUAAACAUAGAUGUAUGUUUGAUAUAUUUAGAGACAUGGAGGACUGAGAGGGAGAACUAUAAAAUUUGGAGAAAUAAGUAGUAAAUUGUAUAAUCCUUCAUUUUCUUUGGGAAAAAUGAAAACCAAAACAUAUUUUCAGAAAAAAAGAGUGGACAAUAAUCAAAGCAGAGUAAGAUAGUCUUCAUUUAAAAUAGAGAAUUAUUAGAAACUGUAGUAAACUGUGUUUAGUAUCUCUCUUUUUUUCUGUAUUUAGGAUUUGGACCUCACUUUUUUUCUUCAAAAUGCAAUCUGCUCUGGCUGAGACAGCUAUAUAUAUCUAUGCCUCAGAUCACCUGUAUCUGAAGGAGAUAAGGGUACCAGCACAAACUAAAAAACUUAAGAAAGCAUAGAAAUUGAGUCCAGGGAUUUUUACUAUUAUAAAACAACCCCUCAUCCUUAAUCAGAUCAUAAGUUUCAGGUAGAAAACUUAAACUACCCUAUAAAUAUGGCCUCUUUAUAAAUUACAUUAGAAAAUAUAUGUACACUAUAUCAAUAAAAUGCACUUUCUAAGCCUUGCAGUAAAAAUAUGAGAAUGCUCUUUCACUUCAGUUUAUGAUUUCCCAGUGCCCUGGCCUGCAACAAAAGCUGUCAUUGAAAACUAAUUUAAAUAUUAACUAAAUAUUAACUUUCUUUUACCUGUGCUUAGGAAAUUGAAAGUGAUUAUGUAUAUAAUAUAAACAACAGUCACUACAUAGGUAGCACAAUCUAGUUCUAAUUUUUUAAAUUUAUAUUUGAAAUGUAAAACUUAAAGCCCAAUCUUUAGAAAUCUCUCCAUCUAUGGCUGUCUUUCUUAUAGAAGCAAAGUAAGUAUUUUGCAAUUGAUGUAAUUUGUGAGAACUUCAAAUUUAGAAGAAUAAAUAAUUUGUAAUAAUUUUCUUUUAAUACAAGAAGGGUUCUCAACUUUGGCUAUUAGAACCAUCUGUGGAGCUUUAAAAGAGAGGGGGCUUGGACUCUAUCCUCAGAGACUGACUUAACUAUUGAAAGCACAGCUUUAAUAUUUUACAUCUAAAGUGAUAUAAAAUAUAUUAUGUUCAUUUUUUAAAGCAAGGAUUAAUGGUACCAAAGCAAACUUGUUAGUCAAAUUCAGUUAGUUCAACAGAGACUUGUAUAAAAACAUAUCAAAAAACUAAAAAUUGAAAGAAAAGAAAGCACAAUACUAAAAUUCCCUCAAGUGAUUCCAUUUAGUUACUUGUUAGCCUUAUAAACAAGUGGUCUUUUACAACAGUCUCUUGUAAAUGAUCUUACCUCUUUAAGUUUAUUCCGAAUUAAAUUUGCUGUUGUAUUCAACGAGUCAUCAUCCAUAUCCACUUUAGCUAUAUCUGGUAAUAGAGGCCCAAUCAAAACAUCACUACUACUCGUGCUUGUUUCAAGAAAAGUUCCAAGUCUACGAUCAUUUUCUCUUCUUCUUUUCCGCUCUUGCAACUGGGUUGUCCUAGGCAUAAAUCUGUCAAUUGCCUCUGAAGAAGUAACAACCUUUUGUGCAUCAGGGCAGGCUAAUGACUUUUUAAAAGUUUUCAUCUGUAUUUUCUGCAAAGAGUUAUUGUGGUUAUCAUGCUCCACUGUUUCAUCAUGGUUUCUACCAUCCUGAGAGGCAACGGAUGCUUUGUUCACAUGCUCCCCUGAUGAACAUGUACAUUUUGAGGAGCAAUAACAUAAAGGCAAUUCACAAGAAUAAGGAAGAUAAGGAUUUGAGUUUCCAGAAGUGUUCAACGUAGCUGCACAAAAUCCAGACAUCUCUGAGUGGAAGUCCUGUCUAAAAUCUUUUGUGUCUUUAUGCUCUGUAACCAGUUUCUUCUUUGUCAUGUUAUGGUCUUUAUAUUAAAAUUUAAAAAGGGGAGAGAAAUAGAAACGGUUCAUUUAUUGUUUGCAUCUUCAGAGUAAGAGUUUUAAAAACAAAUAUUUGUCAUUUAAAAAUGUUAACAAAUAGCACUCUAAAAAAUUGUUUCUUGAGCAGGCAAUACAUUUAUAUGUUUUAAAAGCUAAAAGCAGAAAAAUGGGAUAUAGUAUCCAGGUGACCCUUUUCUUGUUCCCCAUCUGCACAAUUUCUGCCUCCCAUAAGUAAUCACUAUUCUUAGUUUAUUAUUUAUCUCUCCAGUACAUCUUUUCUUCCUCCCACCCAAACCUCUUUUCCUCCCCAGUCAGAAGGUAAACUGUAAUACCCAUUUCUCUGUACCUUUUCUUUUCCCACUUAACUUUAGAUCUUGGAGAGUUUUUCCAUGUUGUUACAUAAAAAGCUGCUGCUUUGUGGUACAGUUUCAGAGUAUUCCACUAUAUGGAUGUAUCAUGCUGCUUAGUUUGUAUUUAUUAGUUUUAAAGGAGGCAAUAUGCUGGGCUUACUUUCAGGACCUGCACAGGCCUCUUCCCUGGUCUAUCCUCCCAAAUGCAGACUGUGCUACAAGAUUAGAGUGUGGAAGAUGUGGUAAAAAUGAAAUAAGACUGGCAACAGAUUCAUAAUUGUUGAUGUUGCUAAUACAUGGAAAGUACAUUAUCUUAGUCUUCUACCUUUGUAUGUCUUAAGUUUUCCAUAAUAAAAAGUUUUUAAAAAGUUUGUAAAAUAUAGAAUACUGCAGAU